This is a messenger RNA of Rattus rattus (black rat), 5454 nucleotides long. RefSeq names its product DNA replication helicase/nuclease 2 (gene Dna2). NCBI's taxonomy places the organism in Eukaryota, Metazoa, Chordata, Mammalia, Rodentia, Muridae. Gene Ontology annotation, cellular component: cytoplasm. Gene Ontology annotation, molecular function: single-stranded DNA helicase activity; 5'-flap endonuclease activity. Gene Ontology annotation, biological process: replication fork reversal. The record is from RefSeq and is a predicted model, not a curated record.
CUCUCUCUCUCUCUCUCUCUCUCUCUCUCUCUUCUUUCUUUCUUUCUUUCUUUCUUCUCUCUUUGGGGAUUAAAUCUAGGACCAGGCAUGAUGAGAUCCCAUCAGAAAACCAAGUGUACACUGAGGUACAUCCCCAGCUGUCUUUCACUCUCAAUAAAAUUAGUGCUGAAUUUUAAAGGAGAUAUUCAAGAAAUGAAGAAAUAGCAGGUCUUGUUCAAAUGCUAUAAUCAUGGACUUUGAUUUUCAUGAGUUUUUUAAAAGCCUGUGUUUCCCAAAGGCAGUGAUAAUAAAAACUAAAUAUCUUUGCUCUUAAAAGGAGAGUAACAUUGUAGAUGCUUGUCUUAAAUAACUUGGUAUGUACUAGAAAAUUUAAAUGGACCAUAAAUUUAGAUGAAGCAAUGUUUCCGAGGUAUUAUGUCAAGAUAUAAAGUUCUUCCAUGUAAUGUAAGUUUAGUGUGUCAUAGUCCUAAGCGUAAAUAUAAAACACGUUGCGAUUGUUACAUUUUAAAGAGAUUGUUUAGAAUAUAAAAAUUCUAAUCAUUGUGUUUAGAACACUAUUCUCUUUUGUUGUAAGCAUGACACAUGGAGUAGAAGCAGUAAACUGUCUUUAGAGGUAGUGAUUUGUAGAAUUGAUGUGAUUUUUAAGACAUUAAAAUUAAGCUGCAAAUGUUAUUUCUGCAUUUUUUCAUGUAUGUAAAGAUUUCUUGUCAUAGCUUGAAAAAUUGGAUGAAUCAGUUUCAUUUUUAUAAUCUUUACUUUAAAAAUAAAAAUGUAUCUUGUGAUUUGUAAAUGUACCAGGAGUGGGGAUAAAGUCUGUUUAUAAUGUAAAGCUCUUUUGUAUAUUUUAAUUUUUGGACCACACUGUAGCUAGUUAUUCCAUUUAAUCUUAAGGUAAUUUAAAUCUAUAAAAUAAAUAUCUCAAUUAUAUUAUCAAUAAAAGAGAACUGAAAAUAUUUUUUAAAAUAAAUUACAUUCUAUGUCUAUUAUAGAAUCCAUAAGAUAUUAAAAGUAGUUUUUAAUCCUUGUUUGGAUGGCUUGUUUUAUUUAUCAACUGUGGAACCUGAGAUCCACCCGAUGGUUACACGUGUUAGGUAAAGUGUUUCUUUUAAAUGUUUGCAUUAUUGAUAAGGGAAAAUGUUAACUAUAAAAUAAAAGAAUGGGAGGGCUGGGGAGGUGGUUCAGGUGAUAGAGCUGUAUGACCUACGUUCAUAUUCCUAGCACCCACAUACUAGCCAGGUUUAGUCAGUCCCUGCCUCAUAAAGUGAAGAGCCAUAGAAGGCACUGACUGUUGAACCACUCACUGGUGUCCACACAUGUACACAUACAGGCAGACAUCAGAAUGGACGGAUGUUAAAAUUAUGAAAUGUUUCUUUUAAAAGAAUUUUUCUUUAGACUUAUCUUUCGUUUGGAUGCUUUGGGUUUUCGUUUUUUUCCAGUCAGGGCUUCUUUGUAGACCAGGCUGGCCUUGAACUCGAGAUAUGCCUGCCCCUCCCUCCCGAGCACUGGGAACAAAGGCGUGUGCUAGCACCGGCCUCCUAGAUUCACUUUUUCAAAGAUUUAUUUUGUGUGUGUGUGCCCGUGAGUAUGUGUAUGUACUAAGUGCAUGAAGAUGCCUUUGGAGGCAUCAGAUCCCUUGUACUGGGAUUAACGGCAGUGGGAAGCAGCCAGGUACCUAUUGGAAACAGCUUCAUCCUCCGCCCUCCUCUGAAAAGCCGGAGAGGAGAUUGUAGAGAGGUGCGUGCGGCGAACGUAAGCGUGACAGCUCCGCAGGUUCACUAAGGAAUCGGGUCCUGGAGGCAAGACGGCGGGAAAGCGCCUCCGGUCCUGCGCUGUGCUUUCCCGGCGCGGAGAGCGCGGGAGCCUCUGGCGCGCGGGACUUCUGCGCAUGCGCGGCGCGCUGGCUCGUCUCAGCGGCGUGAGUUGCGGGCGCUGUCGCCUUUCGCUGCUGCCUGCUCUUCAGGCGGGCUUCAGCAGGAAUGGAGCCGCUGGACGAUCUGGACCUGCUGCUGCUGGAAGAGGACAGCGGAGCGGAGGCCGUGCCGCGGAUGGAGAUACUUCAGAAGAAGGCAGCCGCUUUCUUUGCUGAGACAGUUCUGAGCCAAGGAGUGGAUAACCGAUACCUGGUGCUAGCCGUUGAGACCAAGCUGAAUGAAAGAGGAGCAGAGGAGAAGCACCUACUCAUCACUGUGUCCCAGGACCGAGAGCAGGAAGUUCUGUGCAUCCUGAGGAAUGGCUGGAGUUCGGUACCAGUUGAGCCAGGAGACAUCGUUCACAUCGAGGGAGACUGUGCAUCUGAGCCGUGGAUAGUAGACGAUGACUUUGGCUAUUUUAUCCUGUCCCCGGACAUGCUGAUCUCUGGCACAAGCGUCGCCAGCAGUAUUCGGUGUCUGAGAAGAGCUGUCCUGAGUGAGACUUUCAGGGUCUCUGAUACAGCCACUCGCCAAAUGCUGAUCGGUACAAUUCUCCACGAAGUCUUUCAAAAAGCAAUAAGUGAGAGCUUUGCUCCAGAAAAGCUACAAGAGCUUGCUCUUCAAACUCUCCGAGAAGUAAGGCAUUUGAAGGAAAUGUAUCGCUUGAAUCUGAGUCAAGAUGAAGUAAGAUGUGAAGUAGAAGAGUAUCUCCCCUCUUUCUCUAAGUGGGCCGACGAGUACAUGCAUAAGGGCACUAAUGCAGAAUUCCCUCAAAUGCAUCUCUCUCUGCCAAGUGAUAGCAGUGACAGAAGUUCACCUUGUAACAUUGAAGUAGUCAAGUCACUAGAUAUUGAAGAAAGCAUCUUCCCGAGGUUUGGACUGAAAGGCAAAAUAGAUGUCACCGUUGGGGUCAAAAUACAUCGAGAUUGUAAGACGAAAUAUAAGAUAAUGCCACUGGAGCUCAAAACUGGCAAAGAAUCGAAUUCUAUUGAACACCGAGGUCAGGUGGUCCUGUACACGCUGCUAAGCCAGGAGAGACGAGAGGAUCCUGAGGCUGGCUGGCUCCUCUAUCUCAAGACCGGGCAGAUGUACCCUGUGCCCGCCAACCAUCUGGACAAAAGAGAACUACUGAAGCUCAGGAACCAGCUGGCCUUCUGUCUGCUGCACAGCGUGAGCAGAACAGCUGCUGCCGAGGGGCACCGACUUUCGGCCUUACCACAAAUAAUCGAGGAAGAGAAAACCUGUAAAUAUUGUUCUCAGAUGGGCAACUGUGCUCUUUAUAGCAGAGCAGUUGAACAGGUAGAUGACACUUCCAUCCCAGAAGGCAUGCGGUCCAAAAUCCAGGAAGGAACUCAGCACCUGACGCUGGCGCACUUGAAGUAUUUCAGCCUGUGGUGCCUCAUGUUAACGUUGGAGUCACAAUCUAAAGAUACUAAGAAGAGUCACCAGAGUAUCUGGUUAACGCCUGCAUCCAAACUGGAGGAGAGCGGCAACUGCAUUGGAAGCCUGGUCAGGACGGAGCCUGUAAAGCGAGUUUGUGAUGGACACUACUUACAUAAUUUUCAGCGGAAAAAUGGCCCCAUGCCAGCCACCAAUCUGAUGGCAGGCGACAGGAUCAUUUUAAGUGGAGAAGAGAGAAAACUGUUUGCUUUGUCUAAAGGCUACGUGAAGAAGAUUGACACAGCAGCGGUAACCUGCUUGCUAGACAGGAACCUGCCAACACUUCCAGAAACAACAUUGUUUCGAUUAGACCGGGAAGAAAAACAUGGUGAUAUAAAUACUCCCUUAGGAAAUCUGUCUAAAUUGAUGGAAAACACAGAUAGCAGCAAAAGACUUCGAGAACUAAUCAUUGAUUUCAGGGAACCUCAGUUUAUAGCCUACCUCAGCUCCGUUCUUCCACACGAUGCGAAGGAUACAGUGGCCAACAUUCUAAAGGGUUUGAAUAAGCCUCAGAGACAAGCGAAGAAGGUUCUUUUCAAAGACUACACAUUCGGAGUAAGGAUCCUCUCUGCCUGUGGUUUCAGCGUUCUGCUGACCAGUUAUACGCACUCUGCAGUGGACAAUAUUCUCUUGAAGUUAGCCAAGUUUAAAAUUGGAUUUUUGCGUCUGGGUCAGUCUCAUAAGGUCCAUCCAGACAUCCAGAAGUUUACAGAGGAGGAGAUGUGCAGACUGAGGUCCAUUACGUCCUUAGCCCAUCUAGAAGAACUCUAUAAUAGUCACCCUGUCGUUGCCACAACCUGCAUGGGAAUAAACCACCCAAUGUUUUCCCGAAAAACCUUUGAUUUCUGUAUUGUGGAUGAAGCCUCUCAAAUCAGUCAGCCCAUCUGCCUGGGCCCACUUUUCUUUUCUCGGAGGUUUGUGUUGGUGGGGGACCAUAAGCAGCUUCCUCCCCUGGUACUGAACCGGGAAGCAAGAGCUCUGGGCAUGAGCGAGAGCUUGUUCAAGAGGCUGGAGAGGAACGAGAGUGCUGUCGUGCAGCUGACGGUACAGUACAGGAUGAACAGGAAGAUUAUGUCCUUGAGCAAUAAGCUCACGUAUGAAGGGAAACUGGAGUGUGGAUCAGACCGAGUGGCCAACGCAGUGAUAACCCUGCCCAACCUCAAGGAUGUCAGGCUGAGCCUGGAGUUUUAUGCCGAUUAUUCUGAUAACCCCUGGCUGGCUGGAGUGUUUGAGCCAGACAAUCCCGUUUGUUUCCUUAAUACAGAUAAGGUCCCAGCUCCAGAACAAAUUGAAAAUGGUGGCGUGAGCAAUGUCACAGAAGCCAGACUCAUCGUCUUCCUAACCUCAACUUUUAUAAAGGCAGGCUGCAGCCCCUCGGAUAUUGGCAUCAUCGCCCCGUACCGGCAGCAGCUGCGGACCAUCACCGACCUGCUGGCACGGUCUUCUGUUGGGAUGGUCGAGGUUAACACAGUGGACAAGUACCAAGGAAGGGACAAGAGUCUCAUCCUGGUGUCCUUUGUUAGGAGCAACGAGGAUGGAACUCUUGGUGAGCUCCUGAAAGAUUGGCGAAGACUCAACGUGGCCAUAACCAGAGCCAAACAUAAACUGAUCCUGCUGGGCAGCGUGUCCUCGCUGAAGCGCUUUCCCCCUUUGGAGAAGCUCUUUGACCAUCUGAACGCAGAGCAGUUAAUCACGAACCUUCCAUCAAGAGAGCACGAGAGUCUGUGCCACAUCCUGGGGGACUGUCAGAGAGACUGAAGCACUGCACUGCUACCUGCCGUGCAUGGCAGUGAGGGGACCACAUGACCUAAGCUCCAGCUUAGCUCUGCUGGGAACGCCACCCUUAAACUGAAGACGACGUUUAGCCGAAAGGUACAAAAGGACGUGAAUGUACCUUUCUCAAAGUUCCAGAUUUUUCUCUUCUGUUACCAGGCGAAAUUCUACUUUAAAAAUACUGAUGUACCCAAGAUUGAGAAGUCAAAAUUUGGAAAUACUUCAAGUAUAUCUGUGUAUGGCCAAGCUGGGGGAAGUAAGAUUUCCACUUUAAAGCUUGGGGUCUGUACUGUAACACCUAAGGUUCUGUUAGAUCUCAAGGUCAAGAUCU